ACAGUCUUGCUGCUCCACUCUGACGGCGUGUGUUGGAGGGGAAGGGUGAAGUAGCGCAGCACUACAGUCUUAUAAAAGAACAAACGUCCUAAUCAACAGCGUUUUCAGAUAUAGUAGAGAGGAUUCUCACGAAAAACACACCGACAUAUGCAGGAACCGUGAGUUCAAGUGCUAGAAGGUGUCGGUGACCGUUGAUUAGCGGCUGCGCUAGCUGUUGUGCUAACACCUCGUUUACAUCCACCGUCAUCAGACAGCAUCACUCCAGCUCCAGACUUGCCACAAACGGCACUCCUGCGAGCUUCUCUCACGCUCUAGACAGCCGUUAUUGAGUUAUUGACUUGUCCCGCUGGAAAGGGUGUCGGAGCUGAACCCCUCCCUGUGGCUCCUGUGCUCCCCCGUCACCUUUGCCCCCUCUCCCACCCGAAACACUGGACACACACAAGCGGCCGGAGAACGGCGAGAGGCCCGUGAAGCUGGGGGUGGUACCGGACUCGCACGCUGUCGGAGCGCCUAAAGAGAGGCACAGCCGUGGGGACGCGCCGACGAACAUGGACGGGUUGGCGGUGGAGGUGCGCGGCUCCAACGGGGCCUUCUACAAGGGUUUCAUCAAGGAUGUACAUGAAGACUCCCUCACAAUAGUCUUUGAAAACAACUGGCAACCAGAGAGACAGCUGCCGUUCAGUGACGUGAGGUUGCCGCCCCCGGCCGAUUACCACAAGGACAUUUGUGAGGGAGAUGAGGUGGAGGUUUACUCCAGAGCCAACGAGCAGGAGCCCUGCGGCUGGUGGUUGGCGAGGGUGAGGAUGAUGAAGGGAGAGUUCUAUGUGAUUGAAUACGCAGCCUGCGACGCCACAUACAAUGAAAUCGUCACGUCGGAACGAAUCCGGCCAGUCAAUCCCAACAGCCCCUCCUCUGAAAACUCCUUUUACAAAGUCCCCAUUGCUGUACCUGAGGAUCUCAGAGAAAUCUGUUUGACUGAAAACAUCCACAAAGACUUCAGGAAAGCAAUUGGAGCCAACUGCAUCUUCUACAACACCUUUACACACCAACUUAUUGUCCUGUCCACAAAUGAGUGCACGGUGAAGCGAGCAGGCCUACUAAGUGACAUGCACUUCCGGAGUAUUCGCACCAAACUGAUGUUGAUGUCCCGUAACGAAGAGGCCACUAAACACUUAGAGACGAGUAAACAGCUGGCGUCUGCGUAUCAGGAGGAAGUGAGGGUGCGUGAAGAUCUAAUGGGUCUGGCCAUUGGUUCUCACGGCGCCAACAUCCAGCAAGCCCGCAAAGUUCCCGGCGUCACUGCCAUUGAGCUGGAAGAAGAGAGCUGCACAUUCAGAAUCUAUGGAGAGACCCCAGAGGCUGUGAAGCAGGCCAGGACGUAUCUGGAGUUUAAGGAGGAUUCCUUCCAGGUUCCAAGGAACCUUGUAGGCAAAGUCAUUGGUAAAAACGGCAAAAUUAUCCAGGAAAUAGUUGACAAAUCGGGCGUGGUUCGAGUCCGGAUCGAAGGGGACAAUGAUAAAAAGCUGCCCAGGGAGGAGGUAGGCAGGCAGGGGGCUGGCAGAGACAACACUGUCAGCAGCCAAGAGGGUAUGGUUCCCUUUAUCUUUGUUGGAACCAAAGAGAACAUCAGUAACGCCCAGGCCUUGCUCGAAUACCAUGUGGCCUACCUUCAGGAGGUGGAGCAGUUGCGUCUCGAGCGCCUACAGAUCGAUGAGCAGCUCCGUCAGAUUGGGGUGGGAUACCGCGCACCCCCCAGCCGCUCUGGUUCAGGGGUCGCUGGUGAGCGUGAACGGGGUUACCUUACAGACGAGAGCACCAACUCCCUGCAGACCACACGCACCUAUGGAGGAAGAGGACGUGGACGCAAAUCUAACAAUGCGUAUUCUGGCUAUGGAACAAACUCUGAAAUGUCAAAUGCAUCAGAGACCGAAGAAACAGGGGAGCGGGAGCCCAGGCCAAAAGGUGUUGGAGGCGAUGACAGGGGUUCCAAGCGUGGAGGUCGUGGCCGUGGCUCCAGCACUGGCAGGGGCCGGGGAGGACCAGGGCCCCGAAACACCAACACUAUCAGCUCAGUGCUCCGAGAUCCAGACAGUAACCCGUACUCUCUGCUGGAGGGAGAAGGUGAACUAGGCGGUGAUACAGAUGCUAGCGAGAGCAUGGGCGGCACUGACCGCAGGAGACGUUCACGUCGUCGCCGUAAUGACCAGGAGCCCAGCCUUAUGGAUGCAGCCGCUAACGAAUCAGACGGUCAGGCAGCUGCCAGUGAGAACGGACUGGAAGAGGAGGGCAGGCCCCAGCGCCGCAAUAGAAGCCGCCGCCGCCGUAACAGAGGCAAUCGUCCUGAGGGAAGCUCCACCAGCCGUGACAGACAGCCGAUUACUGUUGCUGACUUCAUCUCUCGUGCCGAUUCCCAGAGCAGACAGAAUCUCCCAGGGAAGAAGGAGGUGACACCGCACACGUCCCAUCCCAAGGAAAAUGGGACUAGCGAGAAUAAGGAAGAGCGCGCUCCUUCCAAACGCUCCCCUAGCAAUGGCGUGGCGUCGCCCGGGGAGGCUCCAGCCCUGGUGAAUGGCGUCUCGUAAAAAAGUCAUCUCACCCCCCUCAAGACCCACAUCUAAAGCAAGACACCAUGGCGAACUCUGUCCCUGCUUGCAUUCACGUAAACCUUUAAACUGACGAAUGAAAAUCGACUAAAAUCCUUGAAGUCUAUGAGAAGAAAAUGAUACAAAAAAAAAAAAUGACGAACGCAUCUACUUUAAACCACACGUAACGGUGUAUGUUUAUCCUAUCUAUCAGUACUUAGUGCUUAUUUAAGACAAGCUUGCCAAAAAUGAGCUGAUGGAUAUGACUCAAAUUUCUGACAUAACACAGAAAACAGGACGUGACUUUUUGGGUUUUAUUUUAAUUUUUUUUUUUUUCGUUUUUUUCUUUUGGCUGUUGUCGUUGAUGUCAUUGUUUGUUUUUGAUUGUUUGUACUCACUGGUGUGGGACUGUGAAACACUCCCAAACAGACGCAUCUCUUAAACAGUGUUAGCUAAAUGAGGGCGGAGCUAGCGAAGAGGCGAUGGGUUGAAGGCGGAGCCUCUCGGGAGCGAUUGACAGUUGAGUCUGUGGUACUCUGAAUUUAAGGGCAAAAGGGGAAACGGAGAGACAUUGUGCCUUGAAUUUGAAAAAACUUCAGUAUUUUCUUUUUUUUUUUUAUAUUU
Labeo rohita (rohu) is the source of this 3206-nucleotide messenger RNA. RefSeq names its product FMR1 autosomal homolog 2 (gene fxr2). The transcript is spliced from 17 exons. Bases 549 to 2582 code for a protein of 677 amino acids. The record is from RefSeq and is a predicted model, not a curated record. Gene Ontology annotation, cellular component: neuronal ribonucleoprotein granule; dendritic spine neck; membrane. Lineage: Eukaryota; Metazoa; Chordata; Actinopteri; Cypriniformes; Cyprinidae. Gene Ontology annotation, biological process: regulation of dendritic spine development; DNA damage response; regulation of alternative mRNA splicing, via spliceosome. Gene Ontology annotation, molecular function: protein homodimerization activity; mRNA 3'-UTR binding; translation regulator activity.